Spodoptera littoralis (African cotton leafworm) is the source of this 450-nucleotide messenger RNA. Lineage: Eukaryota; Metazoa; Arthropoda; Insecta; Lepidoptera; Noctuidae. The record is from the annotation of a GenBank genome assembly.
AUGCUUUCAAAAUUUAUACGAUCUACAUAUAAAUCUAAUGUUGGACUGCUUCUGACGAGGAAGGUCAUUCCAAAAAUACUAAAUGUGCGAUACGCGGACAUGAUACCACCUACUCAGUACGACGUGCCAUUCCCAAGCAGAUUAAAAUUCGGGUGUAUUAUAAGAGAGCGCUGGGAAAUUAUUCCUCUGUUCAUAGCAACAGGCGUGGCCUUAUCGUUCAUGUUCUAUUCCAUUGUAUACGCAUGUCAAAAUAAGGUGGACGUUGUGUUUACGUCACGCAGUCGAGAGAACAUAUCGCGCACGAUGGACCUGAGGUGCCCUACAAUUCACAAGCUAAUCAUUAUUAAUCAGAAAUACCCACCAUGGCCUGAGAUGCAGUCAGUGCUUGACAAGAUGAGGAUGGCAGAGAAACGGGCAUUAAUGCGUUUACAGACAUGCGCUCAUCCAUAG